CUUUAUAACUUAUUUUUAUUCUGUGUUAUGAAUUCUUGUUUACAUUUGCUAACUUUAUCUUUCAGUGUGCCUUGGUUUAUUCAUGUUCAUCUCCAGAAAACAUAAUUAAUAGAGAUAAUUUACCAUUAUUAAAUGCAGUGUUAAAAAACCCAAUCUGUAAAUUAUAUACAUUCCCCACUUCUGACAACAAGUGGAUGUAUAUACGAGAACAGAUGUUUGAGAGCAAUCUUUCUUUUCAUGUUCCCAAGGAACUUAUCAGCCUUCACAUAAAGGAAGAUCUGAGAAGGAAUCAGGACCUUAAAGAACUUGGGGAGCUUUCUCCACAUUGGGACAAUAUGCGUAAAAAUGUUAUUGCACACUGUGAUCAAAUGUUGAUCCUGUACCAAAAUAUGCUUGCAGAACUUGGAAAACAUACAGGCUCUUCUUUCAAAUCAAGUUGCAGUAAAGGAGAAAAAACACUAGAAUUUGUUCCAAUAAAUCUACAUCUGCAGAGAAUGCUUGUGCAGGGUCCUUGUAUAAAAGAUGUUCUUUAUGAUGUCAUCACUGUGGGAGCUCCUGCAGCACAUUUUCAGGGAUUUAAAAAUGGUGGUCUUCAGAAAUUAUUGAAUAAAUUUGAGGCAGAAAGACGAAAGUAAGUACACUGCUAU
This is a messenger RNA of Crotalus tigris (Tiger rattlesnake), 647 nucleotides long. Its product is annotated as type II inositol 3,4-bisphosphate 4-phosphatase-like. Lineage: Eukaryota; Metazoa; Chordata; Lepidosauria; Squamata; Viperidae. The coding region runs from base 195 to 635 and encodes 146 amino acids. Gene Ontology annotation, cellular component: cytoplasm. Gene Ontology annotation, molecular function: phosphatidylinositol-3,4-bisphosphate 4-phosphatase activity. The transcript has 5 exons. The record is from RefSeq and is a predicted model, not a curated record.